Funneliformis geosporum is the source of this 124-nucleotide messenger RNA. The record is from the annotation of a GenBank genome assembly. Lineage: Eukaryota; Fungi; Glomeromycota; Glomeromycetes; Glomerales; Glomeraceae.
GCUGCAGUGAUUUUUCGGGUAUUCUUAAUUCUUUCGGUUCAGCCAUUAUUUCAGUCAGGGAUAUUUUCAAAUUUGGACCGAUCAAUGGCAAUCAUUUAUAUACUAACCAAUUAAAGUUACAAAG